AUGAUUUCAUCAGUUUAUAAUUACUUAUUUUCAAGAUCACCAGCCAACCCCAAUUCCGAUCCAAAUCAAACUUCCAUAAAUCAAACUAGAUCUUUGUCAACUAAUAAUAAACCCUUAAAUUAUUCAUCAUUUCAUCCAAAUUUGAAACCGGUCUUUCAACAAUUAGAUUCCAUAAGUCCAAGAUUCAUCAUAAACCCUGAGAAUAUAACCAUCUUAAAUGAUCCUAAAGUAUUCUAUAAAACUUUAAUCACCAAGAUCUCAACCGCAAAGUCAAGAGUAUUCUUGACCAGUCUUUAUAUGGGUAAAACUCAAUAUGAAUUAAUUGAAGUCUUGGAUAAGGCUUUAUCUGAUAACGAAGAUUUAAAAAUUGAUAUUUUAACCGAUGCUUUAAGAGGUACUAGAGAAUCUCCAGAAGCGGCUUCUUCAGCAACCCUUUUAUUACCCUUGGUUGAAAAAUUCGGUCAACAUAGAAUUAAUAUCAGAUUCUAUCAUACUCCUCAUUUAUCAGGUUUAAUAAAAUCAAUCACGCCAAGAAGAAUUAAUGAAGGUUGGGGUUUACAACAUAUGAAAUUAUAUGGAUUUGAUAAUGAAAUCAUGUUAAGUGGGGCCAAUUUAUCCAAUGAUUAUUUCAAUGAUAGACAAGAUCGUUAUUAUAUCUUCAAAGAUCAACCUUUAACUGAUUAUUAUUAUAAUAUUCAAGCAAUCAUUAAUUCUUUAAGUUAUCAAUUAUUACCAUCAUCAAAAUUACCAAGUGGGUUUAAAUUAUCUUGGCCUACUUCAAAUAAAUCUUGUGAACCUCAUUUAAAUUUACAUCGUUUUAUUCAAGAUUCAAGUUAUUUAUUAGAUCCGAUUUUAAAACAACAUAAUACCAAACCUAAUGAAGAAGAACCUACUGAUUUUGAUACGGUCGUAUACCCUAUAAGUCAAUUCACUCCUUUAUUCCCUGAUCAAAAUGAUAGAUCAACUGAAAAACCUGCUAUCUUAAGAUUAUUAGCAUAUCUUGAUUCAAGUUCAAAUAUUAAAUGGUGGUUUACCGCUGGUUAUUUUAAUAUGUUACCUCAAUAUCAAGAUAAAUUAUUAAAUUCAAAACAUUCAUCCGGAACAGUGAUAACUGCUUCACCUAAAGCUAAUUCAUUUUAUAAAUCUUCAGGUGUAUCAUAUUAUUUACCUCAAGCUUAUCUUUUAUUUGCCAAACGAUUUUUAGAACAAAUUCAAAAAUUAAAUAAGCAAGAUUUUAUAAAAGUAUUUGAAUGGGAAAAUGGGGUGGUGAAUACUCCAAAUGGUUGGUCAUAUCAUGCUAAGGGGAUUUGGAUAACUACUCCUGAUGAUGAUGAACCUUCUAUGACUAUAAUUGGUUCAUCAAAUUAUACCAAGAGAGCUUAUUCAUUAGAUUUAGAAAGUAAUGCCGUAAUCAUAACUAAGAACCCUGAAUUAAAAAAACAAAUGAAACAUGAGAUUGAUAAUUUGUUAAUUCAUGCUAAGCCUUUACGUUUAGCUGAUUUCAAUCCAAAACCAAUUAAUAAUGAUCAACCUAUUCCUGAGAAAGCGCAAGCGGAAGCUGAAGAAAGAGAGACUACUCCUACUGUGUAUCAAAUUGAUGAAGAUAAAAAAAUCAGUUACGGUGUUCAUUUAUUAGUAAGAUUAUUAGGAGGUAAAAUGUAA
This is a messenger RNA of Scheffersomyces coipomensis, 1662 nucleotides long. RefSeq names its product CDP-diacylglycerol--glycerol-3-phosphate 3-phosphatidyltransferase (gene PEL1). The record is from RefSeq and is a predicted model, not a curated record. Bases 1 to 1662 code for a protein of 553 amino acids. Gene Ontology annotation, cellular component: mitochondrion. The transcript has 2 exons. Gene Ontology annotation, biological process: cardiolipin biosynthetic process. NCBI's taxonomy places the organism in Eukaryota, Fungi, Ascomycota, Pichiomycetes, Serinales, Debaryomycetaceae. Gene Ontology annotation, molecular function: CDP-diacylglycerol-glycerol-3-phosphate 3-phosphatidyltransferase activity.